AUGGGGAUGGGGUUGUUAUCAUGCUCCCACUCUACCGAUAAGCAGCAACCGGCUCCAGCUUCAAGCUUCCACUACAACCGGAGGUUCCACAACAACAGGAGGUUCCACUACAACCAGAGGUUCCACUACAAUCAUGCGUUUCACUACAACUGGAGGUUCCACAACAACAAAAGUUUCCACACCAAACGGAGGUUCCACAACAACCGGCGGUUCCACAACUAUUGGAGGUUCAACUUCAACCAGGGGGUCCACAACCGUAGGCUCCAGAACAACCGGAGGUUACACAUCAACCGGAAGAUCCAUAACCGGAGGUUCCACUUCAACCGAGGGGUCCACAACCAGAGGUUCCACAACAAUCGUUCGUUCCACCACAAUCGGGGAUUCCGUGACAACCAAAGUUUCCAUACCAAACGAAGGUUCCAAAACAACCCGAGGUUCCACCUCAACCAGGGGGUCCACAACCGGAGGUUCCACUACAACCAGAGGUUCCCCAACAACCGGGGGGUCUACAACAACUGGGGGGUCCACAACAACCGGAGGUUCUACAACAAUGGGGGGUUCCACAACAAUCGUACGUCCCACUACAACCAGAGGUUCCUCAACCAGUGGGGGUUCCACUACAACCGGAGAUUCUCAUACAACCGGAGGUUCCGCUACAAUUGUACAUUCCACUACAAACGGAAGUUCCAUAACAACCGGAGGUUCCACACCAAACGGAGGUUCGACUUCAACCAAGGGCUCCACAUCCAAAGGUUCCACCACAACCGGAGGGUCCACAACAACCGGAGGUUCCACAACAACCGGAGGUACCACAACAACCGGAGGUUCCAAAACAACCGGGGGGUCCACAACUGGGAUUUCAACUUCAACCGGGGGGUCCACAACCGGAGGCUCCACAACAACUGGAGGUUCCACUACAACCAGAAGUUCCACAACAAUCGUACGUACCACUGCAACCGGAGGUUCCACUACAACCGGAGGUUCCACAACAACUGGAGGUUCUACAAUAAUCGUACAGUCGAAUACAACCGGUGGUUCCACAACAAUCGUACGUUCCACUACAACCGGAGGAUCCACAACAACCAAACCUUCCACGCCAAACGCAGGUUCCACAACAACCGGAGGUUCCAUAACAGCCAAAGUUUCCGUAGCAAAUGAAGGUUCCACGACAACCGGAGGUUCCACUUCAACCGGGGGAUACACAACAACCGGAGGUUCCACAACAAUCGUACGUCCCACUACAACUGG
Messenger RNA from Gadus chalcogrammus (walleye pollock), 1248 nucleotides. RefSeq names its product GATA zinc finger domain-containing protein 14-like. Bases 1 to 1158 code for a protein of 385 amino acids. The transcript is spliced from 3 exons. NCBI's taxonomy places the organism in Eukaryota, Metazoa, Chordata, Actinopteri, Gadiformes, Gadidae. The record is from RefSeq and is a predicted model, not a curated record.